GCAAAGUGUACAACAUCAACAACAGCGGCUCGAUCAGGAAUGCGCCAAUGCUCAACAAUGGCAUGAACUACAACAGAGCGGCGAUCACUGCUAACCCAGGGAGCAAAGAAAGCAGGCGAGCCAGAAGUAUCAAGAAGCCAGUCAACACAACCGUCAAGACGCUCCGGAGCAUGUACGGAGGACGCCCAGACACCAUUUUCUUCCAGUACCCCGAGUACUGAGGAGAAGUCAGAGACGAAGCAGGAACCACAGAGUUUUCUCAGCAAGCCUUCAAGAAGCUGGGCUACUCACUCACAUUCAAAGUGACAGGGUCCACCCACAUCUACAACUCCAUCGUUAAUUCGAUGAAGAUGGCAGGCUUCCAGAUGGUCACUGGGUCGAACUGGAAUAUGCUCUGGACAGGCAUCCCGAGACCAGACACGAUCAAGAACGCUUGUAAGUUCCAGAAGAUCAACCACUACCCGUCGACGAUGCAGAUCGGUCGCAAAGACAACAUGUGGAGGAACAUUUUCAGGAUGAAGCGCAAGCACGGCAAAGACUACGACAUAUGUCCAAAAACUUACAUAUUUCCAGAAGACCACAAAAGGUUCAAGAUGGACAGGGAGGGAGAGAAGAAGAGUGUACUGUACAUUCUGAAACCAGCAGCUUUAUCAUGUGGAAGAGGUAUCAGGAUCAUUGGUAAAAAUAGUAACGUGAGAAGGAGAAAGGGAUAUGUUGCUUCAAAAUACAUUCACAAACCUCACUUAAUCAACGGUUUCAAGUAUGAUUUGAGAAUUUAUGUGCUUGUAACUUCAUUUGAUCCUCUCAGAGUCUAUAUGUAUGACGAAGGACUGGUCAGAUUUGCUACUGAGAAGUACUCAACUAAAAAGAGUGCUCUUAAGAAGAGAUUUGUUCAUUUAACGAAUUACAGUGUAAACAAGAAAGCAUCAGAUUACAAAAGGAAUGACAUGAAUGAUGACAAUGAGGAUAGUAACAGCAAAUGGAACUUCACAAUGCUGAAAAAGUAUUACAAAAAGAUGGGGAUUCCAGUCAAAGAAGUCUUCAGCGGGAUUAAGGAUGUCAUUAUAAAAUCUUUGAUAUCGAUUGAGCCUCAUAUUGCCAAUAAUUACAACAGAUAUUCAAAACAUAAAAAUACUUGAUUUGAAGUGUAUGGUUUCGAUGUAAUCAUUGACUCAAGUCUCAAAGCAUGGAUCUUGGAGGUUAAUGUAUGCCCCUCCUUCAGUAGUUCCUCUUACUUAGACAAAAAGGUAAAAACAAUGAUGCUGUGAGAUGCAUUCCACUGUGUUGGAUUUAUGCCAUUUGAUCGCAAGAAACUCGAUAAGGAGGAAGAAGAACAAGCAAAAAAUAGACUUUUAGGGUUUGAUAAGAAUAAAGAAGCCUCAAAGACCAAAAGUGUUGCAAGACUUGACGGUGAAAUUAAAGAUUUUAAAAAUCAAGUAGAAAACCUUAGUAAAGCAGACAUAACUAUGCUUAUGGAAUAUGAUGAAGAAUUAUCUAGAAAAGGACAUUAUGAAGCUAUUUUCCCAAAGCAAAGUAAUAUCAAAGCCUAUGAAAAGUUCUUUGAGUGACAGAGAUACAACAACGUGUUGCUUUGGAGCUACAUAAAGCAUGGAAAAUCUGUAAACCUCGGGAAAUAUCUGAACCAUUAAUAAUUUCUUAAGAUGAAGCUAGUUUCAUAUUAAAAACCCAGCUCUCAAUUUCUUUUAAAUCCUCUUACCGUACUUCCCUCACACAAAGCUUCUUACUUCUUCUUUUCUCCACCCCUGGCUGUUCACAGGCAGGAACUGUGCUGUACAUUACUCGGAUGUGACCGGCAGGCUAAAAUAAGUAAUUCAAGGGUUGUUGUAUGGGGAUCAUAUGGAGAAUCGAAGAUGGGUGGAGAGAAGGUGUUGAAUAAAGGAUAGAUAGGAAGGAAUUGAUUGUUUAAGAGAAGUUUCAUAAUAUUUAUAAACAAAGAAAACUUG
Molecule: messenger RNA, 1964 nt
Organism: Moneuplotes crassus
Lineage: Eukaryota; Ciliophora; Spirotrichea; Euplotida; Euplotidae
Source: the annotation of a GenBank genome assembly